GAGUUGUCCUGAUCCCUCUACGGUCUUUAUUACCUCUGUGAAUCUACUUGCUUUUUUUUUUUUUUUUUUUUUUUUUUUUACGAGCCACGUGAAGUGUGUUGUUGAGCGCGCGAUCUCCAGGUGCGUGUGGACGAGCUCUUCUCGGUGAACUUUUUUUUAUUUUCUUGCACAGCCGUACCUGAGUUGUGCUUCGUCUCUGCACGCCUCCACUGCUCUCCACCAUGGAUUUGGUUUGGAUUGUGGGCUUCGUUGUGAGCGUCUGCGCCUGGUUUGCUUCAGCGGAGCGACACAGCGUCUACUGGAACAGCACCAACCCAAAGUUUCUAUGGGACGACUACACCGUGGAGGUGAAGCUCAAUGACUACCUGGACAUUGUCUGCCCCCAUUACCCUCAGGGUGAGGUGCCGCUGCUGGACGCUGAGCGAUACGUGCUGUACAUGGUGGAGCGUGAGGACUACGAAUCCUGCAAGCCCCAGUCGUACGACCAGAUGCGGUGGGAGUGCGGCCAUCCGUUUGCUCCUCACGCCCCUGAGAAGUUCUCAGAAAAGUUUCAGCGUUUUACUCCGUUUACUCUUGGAAAGGAGUUCCGCCAAGGGGAAAGCUACUAUUAUAUCUCCAAACCUUUGCACCACCACGGACAGGAGUGCCUCAGGCUCAGGGUGGACGUCGUAGCUGUUGAUGGCUCUCAAGAGGCCAGAGUGGCUAAAGGAGGCACAGGUGGGGCUGGAGUUGGAACUGGGGGUGGGGUUCACAACCCGUCCAACAGACUGCCUGCAGCAGAUGACCCGGUGGUAAUCCUGCCAAACGUCCAGAAGAGCGUACGGUCGAGCUCUGCGGUGACGGCGACGUCCCUCUCAAUCCUCUCAUUGCUAGUCCCAUUUUCAUUACUGCUAUUGUUGCACUGAGAGUACAUGAAAGGACUGCUGUUGGCAGACAUCUUUUCUUUCAGGGACUACAAUGAAGACAGUCCGUG
Molecule: messenger RNA, 973 nt
Organism: Plectropomus leopardus (leopard coralgrouper)
Lineage: Eukaryota; Metazoa; Chordata; Actinopteri; Perciformes; Serranidae
Product: ephrin-A1
Biological process (GO): axon guidance; ephrin receptor signaling pathway
Cellular component (GO): plasma membrane
Molecular function (GO): ephrin receptor binding
Source: RefSeq, a predicted model, not a curated record